Messenger RNA from Hirsutella rhossiliensis, 2094 nucleotides. RefSeq names its product WD domain, g-beta repeat domain-containing protein. Lineage: Eukaryota; Fungi; Ascomycota; Sordariomycetes; Hypocreales; Ophiocordycipitaceae. Gene Ontology annotation, molecular function: protein binding. The coding region runs from base 1 to 2094 and encodes 697 amino acids. The transcript is spliced from 2 exons. The record is from RefSeq and is a predicted model, not a curated record.
AUGGACCAUCUUGCACACCCGCCCCGCCAGGGCCACCCGCUGCCGCCUGCGUCUCCGGCCCAUGACCCCCCCGACGACGCCUUAAACACGCCUGCCCUCCCGCCCUCGCGCCCGCUGCCGCGCGACACUUGCGACCGGCGCCGCCCGCAGGAGGAGGACAACACCAGGCUCAAGAAGAUGUCGUCCAACCUCGUCGGCAAGGCCGUCAGCCCCUUUCUCAAGGAGCACAUCCCCGGCCUCUACGCCCCCGUCGGCAAGGGCGCCAUCGACGACGCCGCCGACUCCCGCGCCAAAGACCCCAACACCCGCUACUGCUAUCGCCACCGACCCGAUUCGAAGUGCCGCCGCGCCGCCGACGAGACCAAGAUGGGCUUCAUCCAGAGGGAGCUCAACAGCCUCUCCGUCGCCGACCAAGAAGCCAUCACCCACGUCUGGUCCCUCUUCUCGGCCGCCCCCGCCAAGCACCGCGACCUGAUGCUGCAGGGCAUCAUCACCCAGUGCUGCUUCCCCCAGCUCUCCACCGUGUCGCGCGAGGUCCAGGAACAGCUCAAAAUCGACUUUCUCGCCGCUCUCCCCACCGAGCUCUCCUACAAGAUCCUGUGCCAUCUCGACACCGUCUCGCUCUGCAAGGCCGCCCAGGUUAGCCGCCGCUGGCGCAACCUGGCCGACGACGACGUUGUCUGGCACCGCAUGUGCGAGCAGCACAUUGACAGAAAGUGCACAAAGUGCGGCUGGGGGCUGCCGCUGCUGGAAAAGAAAAAAUUGACGGCCUGGAGCCAGCAUCAAUCCGCCCACCACCGCAACGACCGCGCCGAUGCGGCCCAGGACUCGGUCCAAGACUCUGCCGACCCGACCACUUCCUCACCUCAGCCCGCUAACAAACGGUCCCUGGCGGCCUGCGACGACGGGCCAUCGAAGCGGCCCAAGCGCAACCCCAAGGCGGCGCUCUCGCCGCGAUCGCAGCUCGAUGUCGAGCGCCAGUUCCGGCCGUGGAAGGACGUCUACCGCGACCGGUACAAGGUGGGCUACAACUGGAAGACGGGUCGGUGCGCCAUCAAGACGUUCAAGGGCCACGAAAACGGCGUGACGUGCCUGCAGUUUGACGACAACAUGCUGGCGACGGGCUCGUACGACACGACCAUCAAGAUCUGGAACAUUGAGACAGGCGAGGUGAUGCGCACGCUGCGCGGGCACACGGCGACGGUGCGCACGCUGCAGUUUGACGAGUCCAAGCUCAUCAGCGGCAGCUUCGACAAGACCAUCAAGAUCUGGAACUGGCAGACGGGCGAGUGCCUGAGCACGCUGCAGUGCCACACCGAGGGCGUGCUGUCGGUGCACUACGACGGCUGCACGCUGGCGUCGGGGUCGAUUGACAAGACGGUCAAGAUCUUUAGCUUCGACACCAAGCAGACGUUUUGCCUGCGCGGGCACACCGACUGGGUCAACCACGUGCGCAUCGACUCGCCCUCGCGCACCGUCUUCUCCGCUUCGGACGACAUGUCGGUCAAGCUGUGGGACCUGGACUCGAAGCAGUGCAUCAAGACGUUUCGCGGGCACGUGGGCCAGGUGCAGCAGGUGCUGCUGAUGCCGUCCGACUUUGAGCCCGACGCCGUCCCGAGCGAGGACAAGACGGACGCGGCGUCGGUGCACAGCAGCCGCGGCGGCACGCCGACGCCGAGCUGCGCCGAGGCGCCGGCCGUGGUGGACUCGCGGGCGGCGCUCGGCCACGGGUUCGCAUCGGACCCGGCGCGGCCGCUGCCGCCGCGGUACAUGCUGACGGGCGGGCUGGACAAUACGGUGCGGCUGUGGGACGUGGAGACGGGCAAGUGCAUCCGCAGCAUGUUUGGACACGUCGAGGGCAUCUGGGGCCUGGUGGGCGACACGCUGCGGGUGGUGACGGGGGCCAACGACUCGGUCACCAAGAUCUGGGAGCCGCGGUCGGGCAAAUGCGACCGCAGCUUCACGGGCCACGCGGGGCCGGUGACGUGCGUCGGGCUGAGCGACAGUCGGAUGGCGAGCGGCAGCGAGGACGGCGAGGUGCGGCUCUACAGCUUUGAGGGCGAGGGGGCCGAGGAGAGGGGGACGCCGUCGUAG